This is a messenger RNA of Musca vetustissima, 1170 nucleotides long. RefSeq names its product vitellogenin-1-like. NCBI's taxonomy places the organism in Eukaryota, Metazoa, Arthropoda, Insecta, Diptera, Muscidae. The coding region runs from base 286 to 1170 and encodes 294 amino acids. The transcript is spliced from 3 exons. The record is from RefSeq and is a predicted model, not a curated record. Gene Ontology annotation, molecular function: lipase activity. Gene Ontology annotation, biological process: lipid metabolic process.
AAGUUAUAUACAUUGUGUGUGAUAUUGGGACUUUGUAGUCUUCAAUAUGUCCAUGGCUUGGAUUUAAGUUUUAAAAAUAUUGCCAAAUCAACAGCCGAUGUAACCACUGGUGUUAUCAAGGAUGUGGGCAAUAAAUUACCCACCCCACAGGGUCUGUUUGAGACGAGUAAGCAGUUGGUUGCCGGUUAUCCAUUUGAAUUUGUUUCCUCGGCUGUCAAUCAAUUGUGCGCCUCGGCUUUAUCAUCCAAUGCCAUUACCCCGAAAGUGACUCCAAACAUUGACAAAAUGUUUUUCCAGUUGAGAACUGCAUGCAAUCGCUAUAAUCACCCACUGCUGAAAGCCAAUGAAAUGUGGACCAGUCCGGAAUUUGAUCCCAAAAAGAAGGUGGUCAUAUUGGCCACGGGUUGGACAACAACCGUCAAUGAAACCGACACCAUUGAUGUGUUCGCCAAGGCCUAUGCUUGUCGGGGUGAUGUAAAUUUCGUGGCCAUUGAUGCUGGUUCUUUUGUGGACACCCUUUACACCUGGUCGGCAUUUAACACCGAAGAAUUGGGAAUGCAUAUUGCCAAGGGCCUGGAGCAAUUGGAGAAAAUUGUCCCAUUGGAAAAUAUACACUUGAUCGGUCAUAGUUUGGGUGCUCAUAUUAUGGGUGCGGCAGCUCGCUACUUCUACGAUAGUACCGGAAAACUUAUACCACGUGUUACGGGUCUGGAUCCUGCCAAGCCAUGCUUCAAUGAGGGUGAAGCUCUUUCGGGUCUUAUGCGUGGUGAUGCUAAAUUUAUUGAUGUCAUUCACAGCAAUUCGGGUGUGUUGGGCAAACGUAAUCCCACCGGUGAUGUUGAUUUCUAUCCAGGUGGUUUGGAUCCCCUGCCACCGGGUUGUAUAAGUGUUACCUGUGCCCAUGCCAGGGCAUGGGAAUACUUUGCCGAAACGAUAUAUCCCGGGAAUGAGAACAACUUCAUGGGAGCACGUUGUACAUCAUUGACACGUUUGCGUGAAAAUAAAUGUCCCAAACAAAAUGUACCAAUGGGUUAUGCAGCACCGACCAACGUUAAGGGCAGCUAUUUUAUGGAAGUGAAGGGUGAAGCUCCAUUUGGCAUGGGUGGUGAUAAAAAACGUAUGCUGGCCAAUGAACAAUGUGGUGCAUGUCCGAAUGCAACGAAGUCGUAA